Messenger RNA from Thyridium curvatum, 1974 nucleotides. RefSeq lists its product as uncharacterized. Gene Ontology annotation, molecular function: transcription coactivator activity. Gene Ontology annotation, biological process: regulation of transcription by RNA polymerase II. NCBI's taxonomy places the organism in Eukaryota, Fungi, Ascomycota, Sordariomycetes, Thyridiales, Thyridiaceae. The record is from RefSeq and is a predicted model, not a curated record. The transcript is spliced from 2 exons. Gene Ontology annotation, cellular component: SAGA complex. Bases 1 to 1974 code for a protein of 657 amino acids.
AUGCCCCUGGCCAGCGGGCAGAAGGGGACCGGCAAGAAGAAUGCCGGUUCCAUCGCGCGCCAACGAUCGCGCAACACCACGCCAUCGUCCAUCCCGCCCACGGCCAGUCUGCCCCCCAUCGAAACCGUCGAGACCGAGUAUCUCGACCUCAAGUUUGAGCUGUUUCGUAAUAUCACAUACGAAGACAUCAUAGACUCUGCUGCCGCAAGCGCAAUUCCCGACUCCAGAAGCCUAGAUGGGACGCUUACGAGGUUGCAACGGCUUCUCGAGACCGUUGAGCAGCGGGGUACUUACUAUGACAGAGGGAUGAGGCUCCUUGCGCAGAAUCGAAAGACGCGCAUGGAUGAGAUGGCUGCGGAAAGAGGCCGCGAAGAGGAGAGACUACGCCGAGAAGCUGAUGACGAAGAGAGAGAACGAAGAGCCAACAAAAAGAAGAGGAAAGCGCCCGACCACCCGUCGGCGCCGAGUGGGAAAACAGCUGGAUCCCCCAACGCGAUGGAUGUCGACCGCAAAGACAAAGGCCAAGACGAGUCCGACUCCGAUUCAUCUUCGGACGAUGGCCGCCCACCCCCGCGACCCGUGCCCCAAAAUCAGACAUUCGGAGAAGACCCCUCAACAUUUCCCGACCCAACCGUUUACGACAUAAAACCAGUCGAGCCCGGCAUGACGGAAGACGAGAUCAAGGCCAUCUAUUCGGUGGCCGUCUAUCCGAGAUCCGACCUGGCCGACUUGAUCGCGGGAGACCCGCCAGACAAAGACUUCAGCAGUGCGAAACCGUCAAACCAGAUCAGCUUCAGCACCUUUUCAACCUAUAUCGAGCCGUACUUCAGACCUUUCACGGAGGAGGAUCUCGGCUUCCUUCGAGAGAGGGGCGAUCGUGUUCAACCUUUUGUCAUGCCGAGGCGCGGUGACAAACAUUACCUGGAUAGAUGGGCUGAAGAAGACGGCGGGAUGGCGAUAGAUACCUCUCCGACUGGCGAUAAGCUCGCUCCCAACCAGCCCCGCGGCACCAUCGAGAACAUGGACGACGAGCUCGCCGAGACGGACAAACUGUCAGUCGGGCCCCUCCUUUCACGUUUGCUCCAGGCCAUGCGACCCGAAUCUCGCGCCACGCCAUCGGAAGACCGCCCUACCACUAACGGUGUGCACAAUGACUCCUUCAACGGCGACAUCAGCAUGAACGGCGCCGACCCCUUCACCGACACCCCCACCAACGGCGCUGCGGCGAAUGGUACCGACGAAAAGACGAUGCCUCCGGCGACCCUGAUGGCCGAAUCAGCCACGGACGCCUGGAAGAAGGCCUCUCACCCCAAGCUCGACUACAGCCAGGUCGACGAGCGCAUCAAGCAGGAGCUGCGCCACAUCGGGUUCCUCCCCGGCGCCACCGCCAAUGGCGGAACCGAGUCGGGCGCGGCCAACGGCGCCGGCAAUGCCAACAACACGUCAUCGUCGGGCGAGCCCACGGCCGACUACGACGGGCACUACGACGACGAGGUCGCCGCGCGGCUGCGCCUGCUGCAGGCCCGGCUGCGCGAGCAGGUGCUGCUCAACGGCGCGCGCAAGGCCCGGCUCGCGGAGCUGGUCAAGGAGCGCAUGGCGCACCAGGAGUACCAGACGAUCCUCGAGGACCUCGACACGCAGGUCCAGGCCGCGUACCUCAAGCGCACGCGCACCAUGGGCAAGUCCAAGAAGGGCAAGCGGCCCGGCGCUGCCGCGGCGGGCGGUGCGGCCGGGGCGGGCGGUGCGGGAGCGGGUAUGGCGCGCCCCGGCAUCGGCGACCUGACCAAGACGCUCAUGGAGCGGCGGAGGCGGUGGAUCGAGAACAUUGGCACCGUGUUUGACGAGGACGGCGCGCCGGGUAAGGUCCCGCGGGCGUCGGACCCGGACAGCAGCAUCUUCAAGCCGGCGGAGAUGGCCGGGCUGGUCAAGAAGGAGAAGGAGGCCUGGGACGAGGAGGUGGAGGAGGUGGAGUGA